Cyphellophora europaea CBS 101466 is the source of this 2013-nucleotide messenger RNA. RefSeq lists its product as uncharacterized. Lineage: Eukaryota; Fungi; Ascomycota; Eurotiomycetes; Chaetothyriales; Cyphellophoraceae. Gene Ontology annotation, biological process: transmembrane transport. Gene Ontology annotation, molecular function: transmembrane transporter activity. The coding region runs from base 1 to 2013 and encodes 670 amino acids. The transcript is spliced from 2 exons. The record is from RefSeq and is a predicted model, not a curated record.
AUGGAUAUCGUCGACCGCGACAUGGAGCGGGCCGAGGAGGAGGCCACCCGCACCUGGUCUCAAACCUCCAAAGAGCGUCGACGACGAGCGUCGCUCGAACGAGAGCGCCAGCAACACAGGAGUGGUUCGGUCUCUUCGUCCUCCACUGGAUCAACUACCUCCCUCUCCGAACAGAACAUGGGCCGCAUAGCCACCGCUGCCACGCAGGGAGCCGCUUCAGCUACCCGCUCCAGAACACAUCCUAUUGAAGAUCACAGAACAGAGACACACCGGCUGCAGCACACCCAGACUGUCGGCGCCAGCACUCUCAGGUCACGAAAGAGCGAGAAGCCGCUACCUGAAUUCGGCGGUGGGAAGCCAUAUCCUCCACCGCUGCCAGAGCGUGAGGAGUACGUGGUCGAAUUUGAUGGCAAGGACGAUCCGCUCCAUCCGCAGAAUUGGCCGUUCAAGAGAAAGUUCGGCAUUGGCGCUGUGCUGGCUUAUACCGCCCUCUGCAGUACCUUCACCUCCUCCCUGCUCUCGGCUUCGACGAUGGCCAUCGGCGAGUACUUUGGCGUCUCCACCGAGGUCGCGACCCUCACGACUUCGCUCUACGUGCUUGGCUAUGCGUUCGGGCCCUUGGUCUGGGGACCUUUCAGCGAGCUUCGGGGCCGCAAAAUGCCCAUUCUGAUCGGCAUGUUUGGCUUCUCCGUCUUUGCCUUUGGCACUGCUGCAGGCAAGGACCUUCAGACUGUCAUGAUCUGUCGCUUCUUCACCGGUUUCUUUGGCUCUUGCCCACUCGCCGUGGUCGCGGCUAUCUUCGCUGAUAUGUUUGACAAUACGCAGCGCGGCAUCGCCAUUGUCGUCUUUGCUUCGAUGGUCUUCAUGGGUCCCAUGCUGGGCCCGUUUAUUGGUGGCUUCAUCCAGGCGAGCUACCUCAAGUGGCGCUGGAAUGUGUACCUGCCCGGGAUCAUGGGUAUGUGUGCGGUGAUCCUGAACUUCUUCUUCUUGCAAGAAUCGUAUGCUCCCGUCGUGUUGGUGAGCAAGGCGAAAGAGCUGCGCCGCCGCACUAAGAAUUGGGGUAUUCACGCCAAGCAGGAGGAAGUCGAGGUUGAUAUCAAAGAGUUGCUCCAGAAGAACUUUACCCGUCCCAUCCGACUACUGAUCUCCGAGCCUAUCAUCCUGGCUGUUACUGUCUACAUGUCGUUCAUCUACGGACUGCUUUACCUGUUCCUGACAGCUUACCCGCUGGUCUUCCAAGGUGUGCACCAUAUCAAGCCAGGUGUUGCCGGUCUACCAUUCUUUGGCAUGGUGGUUGGCAUUUUCUUCAUUGCAAGUUACAUCAUCUGGGACAACAAAAACUACAUCAAAAAGCUCGAAGCCAACGGUGGCAUUCCCGUCCCGGAGUGGCGUCUGCCGCCUGUUAUCGUUGGUGGUGUGCUCUUCGCUGUGGGCUUGUUCUGGUUUGGCUGGUCAGGGUACAAGGAAGACAUUCACUGGAUCGCGCCUACGCUGUCAGGUCUGUUCACCGGCGCCGGUCUUCUCGCCAUCUUCAUUCAGCUGUUCAACUACAUCAUCGACAGCUACCUCAUGUUUGCCGCCUCUGCCAUCGCCGCCAACACCUUUUUGCGAUCCAUUGCCGCCGCCGGCUUCCCCUUGUUCGCUCGCCAGAUGUUUGACAACCUGGGCAUUGAAUGGGCGGGGACACUGCUCGGCUGUCUCGCCCUUGUGUGUGUUCCCAUCCCCGUCUGCUUCUACCUGUAUGGUAAGAAGCUACGCCAGAAGUCAAAGUUUGCGCCUACCAUGGUUCCGCCGAAAAAGCCAGACGAGGAAGACAGCACGGGUUCCGAAUCGGAUGAUGAUCAUCAACAUGGCAUGAGCGCACUUCAUGCCACCCGAAGCGUCGCACAUCAUGACAUGCCGCAGCGUUGGCGAACUAGGACUCGAAGUGAUGCGCAGCGCAGGAGCGCCGGACAGAAUGGUGUGACAUCGACAUCGACAGAAGAUGCAAAAGAGCCAGAGAAGCAGGUUUAG